GCAAUAUAAUUUAUCACAGGUGAACUUUCCAGAUGUAGUGCGUUUGCCGAGGCGAUUGAAUCCUAUCAGGUAAAAAAGAUGAUGCAAGCUCAAGUUCUGUCUGCUGUUGUGUAUCGAAUAACCAGGACAAUAAACUAUGGUCACAAGUAUGUUGUUGAUCUCAAAUAUGCAGAUAAUGGAGGAGUGUGUGUUUCUGUUGUGAAUUCUCAAGGUCCCAGAAACAAGUAUCCAAAAGAUACCUCUAUUCGUCAUUUCUUCUUUGGUGAGUCCUGCCUGCGUUAUAUGGAUGAUUCUACUGAACGUAUUAUACUGUUAGAAAACCAAUCGAUUUUUUACAUUAAAGACGUCAGGCAACACAGCUAUAAAAUUUACUAUGAAGAUAACAUUAACACAAUUUGGCCACGGUCAAGUGACAUUUACAUUAGAUACAGUCCAACCAGAAUAGCAUUGUGCAAAAACAAUGCAAUAUUGAUUUGUCUUUGGAAUCAUCAAGUGCAGGAGCGUUCUAUGGGUAAAGUUGUCAAGACUUCAUUUGAAAAGAUUAGAACAAUUGUAUCGGAUGGAGCAUUUUUUGAAAUAGAAUCCGAUAAAGAUAAGCCACUUUUUCGUUGCCCGACCUAUAUAGCAGAAAACGGCAAUGAAGACAUAUGUGUUUCUGAUGUGAACACCGUGGUCGUCACGGAUGCCGGAGGUUUACUGAGAUUUCGAUAUAAAGGGCUGUCAGAUGAUCCACACUUUGACCCCUAUGGUAUCUGUUGUGAUUCACAGAAAAACAUUAUUGUUGCAGACAUGAUGAAAAACAGAAUUCACAUGAUUGAUGAGAAUGGUGGAUUUCUUCACUACAUUCAAUACAAAAAUAUGGACAAACCACGAGCUCUCUGUAUAGACGAGCAUGAUAACCUGUAUGUCGGAGAAUGGUCGUCCGAAGAAAUCAAAGUACUUUCUCCUCAAUGACUGGAGCAAAAAAGAAAAAAAAAGUUUCUCGAGACUGGUGUGCGGUAAUAAUGUAUAUCAAUAUCUCUUACUGUACAUUUUUAAAAUGUCGAUGUCUAAAUUAUUAAGCCUUUGUGUGCAUUUUUGUUAACAAGUAUUGACUAAAUGAUAGUUUAAACAUGAAAAUUGCUUAAAGGAUUUAUAUUGUGUAUUCUUCUAGCAGUGUUUUGUCUUUCAUUUUUUAUGACGAUUCUUUCUUUUUGUACAAUUAUCAACAUGGAUCUUUGUUGUCAUUUUUUUUUAUUUCUGCCUUAAGUCAAAUU
Molecule: messenger RNA, 1256 nt
Organism: Saccostrea cuccullata (small rock oyster)
Lineage: Eukaryota; Metazoa; Mollusca; Bivalvia; Ostreida; Ostreidae
Product: protein lin-41-like
Exons: 2
Coding region: 79-954 (291 amino acids)
Biological process (GO): proteasome-mediated ubiquitin-dependent protein catabolic process; protein polyubiquitination
Molecular function (GO): ubiquitin protein ligase activity
Source: RefSeq, a predicted model, not a curated record